This is a messenger RNA of Chrysoperla carnea, 779 nucleotides long. RefSeq names its product enhancer of split mgamma protein-like. Gene Ontology annotation, molecular function: DNA-binding transcription factor activity, RNA polymerase II-specific; RNA polymerase II cis-regulatory region sequence-specific DNA binding; protein dimerization activity. The transcript is spliced from 3 exons. The record is from RefSeq and is a predicted model, not a curated record. Lineage: Eukaryota; Metazoa; Arthropoda; Insecta; Neuroptera; Chrysopidae. Gene Ontology annotation, biological process: regulation of neurogenesis; regulation of transcription by RNA polymerase II; anterior/posterior pattern specification. Gene Ontology annotation, cellular component: nucleus. Bases 60 to 779 code for a protein of 239 amino acids.
AAUUAGUGAUUUUCUCUGAAAUUUUUUUGGUUUAAUUUUUUUCCAAUUUUCAUCUGAAAAUGGUUGCGAAAUCAACAACACCAUAUAAGAUGUCCGAAAGCAGAAAGAUUCGGAAACCUUUAAUGGAGAAAAAACGCCGUGCACGAAUCAAUGACAGCUUAGAAGCGUUAAAACAAAUGUUACUCGAAUCAACAACAAAUAUUCCACAAACAACCACUAAAAAUUCGAACAAUCGUCCAGCGAAACUUGAAAAAGCCGAUAUUCUCGAAAUGACCGUACGAUAUUUACAAGAUUUACAUCAACGAUAUGGAACAACCAAAUCUUCUACACCGAUAAACAUACCACCAAAAAUAAGUGAAAAAUCAACAAAAUGUGUUCCAAUUUUACCAAAAUCAGAAGAAUUUUACUCGAGUGAUUCAAAUUCGUCUAUUUCAUCUACAACAGUUCAAAGUCAUUCACGAGAAACAAGUCCCGUUCCAUUCCAGCAUACGGGAAAUAAUCGAUUAACCCCGGUGAAAAAUGAUACGCAAUUUGUAUGUAUGCAAAAUUCACAAGAAUUUUCACAAAUUGUUUGUUCGCAAAGUUUUACUGUACCAAUAAUAUCUUCGACAGUUUCAUCAAAUAAUAAUAAUAAUAAUAAUAUAAGAUUACAGAGUAUUCAACCAAUUAAAAUCACUCAGUUUGGUAUACCUUUAGGAAAGCUACCCAAUGGGGAUUUAGCGUUUAUUAUACCUAAUAAUACACAAACAACACAAAAUUCAUUAAAAAAAGUUCCAUAG